Molecule: messenger RNA, 19501 nt
Organism: Xyrichtys novacula (pearly razorfish)
Lineage: Eukaryota; Metazoa; Chordata; Actinopteri; Labriformes; Labridae
Source: the annotation of a GenBank genome assembly
GCUCAACUUGAUAUAGUGAUCCAAAAUAUGAAAAAUGGCUCAUCUUACCCCACUCUCCCCUACUACGAAACUAGACCUUCUGAUUUAACAUUAUUAAAGUUACCAAGUUUUUUGAUUAGACAAGAAGUCUACUAUGAACCAGUGGUAUUCUGUACAGAUAGAUCAGUAUCACAUGGUGCCUUGCUUUUCUUUGAGUGGUGAUAUGGUAAAUGUAAACCUAGAGUUGCUCUGUAAUUCGACUCUGGUGAAGAGAGUGUGUUGUUGCUUUAAAACUGGUCGGUUUUAAUGACAUUUAGGGAGAAUAAUCACGCGUGUGCACUCACUCACUCACUGAGGGGAUGUUUGAAUGAGAGACAAGAGCCCCAGAGAAAGAAAAUGAGUAACUUCCGGCUGAGACAACACAGACUGAGCCUGUGGUAUGUUGACUGGUGUGUAGAGCCCUGAGGUGGUUUAGUUACAGCAACUCCAUGCUGUCUAAAGUGCUGUUAUUCAAUAGUGUAGUGAGGUAUCUUGGAGAAAUUGAAGUAAAUGAUAAAACAGGUUUCCAGACCACUUCAUUAUAUUGUAAUAAGGCUUCAUUUUGGGGUGACAGCCUCAAUGCUGGUUGAGCGGUAAUACUCAACAUAAGGAAGACUGUAAGAGACGGGUGGAGGAGGCGGAGCACCGGAGUUUAUUACCCAACACUGGCUCUAAGUGCUGGGUCCGGUUGUCAGAGCGUUUGUGAAGGCAGGAGCAGAUGCGCCGUCCAGGCUGGUUAAGUCCCCUAAGAAGCUACUAGUCCAAUUAACGUAGAGGAGGCGGAAAUCCACCCAUGUCGGCGGCUAUUAAACUAACUUACCGCCGCUCGGCUCGAUGAUGGACAUGAACACCGCUCCGGUAAAUGUAAACGACCUGAUGCUACAGCCCACCGUCAGCGAACAAGUUGGACCCGAGGCGACGCCGACUCUUCAGAGGGAUGCGGGUGUAUUUUAAGCCGUUGUAGUCGCGGUUUUUUUUGGUGGGCGAACACAAUAAGCCUUUUUAAGCUCCUGUUGUAGGCCUGCUGCACGCGCGUCGUUCGGCGACGCUACGGAGUUUCCUCGCGCUGUUGGUGAAGGAGGCACGUUAACAUGGAAACAUACACUGAUGUGCUGCUCGUCACCGCAAAUGUCGGGUCACUGUUUGACAAUGUAAGUAGACUGGGUAAGAGUAACAUUUAAAGCACUCCAGACUGACACGCUGCCAGGGGAUUAUACCUAAUACCAUUGGGCUGAUAGACAAAUAAUGAGUCGACAGUGUAACAGCUAGUAUUGCAUUGUGAAGUUUGGACCCUACAUGGCCUCUGUCAGUAUAUACCUUCAGGUAUAAUUACGUAACAACCGUGCUAAGCUCCGCACGCGCCACCUAUAUUUAAAUAUAGGCUAUAUAACAUUUGUAUUGUAUCUAAUAAUCUACCACCAUGUAGUGUUUGUGAGUCCACUCUGGUUAAACAAAAACAUCAACGAGCCAAAAGUCGCUUAUUGUUACCUGUUGGACGUAGGGGAGAGUGGGGUAAGAUGAGACAUUUUUCAUAUUUGGAAUUACCACAUCAAGGCAAUAAUAGUUUUGUCACUAAAUAGUGUAGCUGCAUAUAUUUCAAGAUGUUGUGCAGCCCUGCAAACCAAAAGAAUGAGUGCAAACAAAACUGUCUUGAUAAUACAGCAUGCCAAAAAAGUGGUCUCCUAUGGUCAACUGUAUGGCUCAUGAUGUAUGUACCCCAUGAGCCCCCCCCCUCACCUUCUCUCUCCCUAAAUAACAGUCACUUCUUCACAUUCAUGUGCAUUUUAACUAUUUUAUGCUAUUUAACUGGUAGAAUAAUUAUUUUUAUUAUUAUUGCAUAUAACUGCCAAAUAGCAUGAGAAUGCCUGUAAGUGAUUCAGAACAUUCACAGCUGUAUUUUUGAAAAGGCAAAGUAUCAUAUUUCAACAAUCUGAACUGAAACUCUGAUCCUCUCAUCAGACUCCUUUACUUUUUCAGUUGAGCCACUGGCUCAACUUGCCCCAGAACCACUAUUAUGACUUUAUUAGUCCUCGAAGCAAAGUUUUUGACCUGAUGUUGUAGCUCAUAGAUACCCCAAUUGAUGUAUAAAACAAUUUUUUAAAUGAAAUUUUUUUGGUCUGAACACAAUUAUUAUAAAACUUUUGACAGACUAAAUUCACUUUCAAAAGUUAAAAACAGCCUCCAUGAAUUGAUGCCCAUCUCCUAAAUGUUUGGUCACAUGAUCAAUUUUCUUUCACCAUUUCCAAUUAACAGGGGGGGUGGCUCAACUUACCCUUUGGCUCAACUUACCCCACUCUCCCUCACACAUUUUUAUGCAUCACCUGACCAGCCUAUAGUCCGGCUACAUCUACGAAAGUUAUUUUAGCCCAUGCCUUGUCCGAUUAUAAGGCAAGCGCUAAAAUAACUUUCAUAGCCAUCUUGUUUCAGGCCUCCGAUUUAGCUUUUUUCCAACUUGGUAACUGAAACGCUGGAAAUCGAGUGUCAUGUCAUUUUCAGCUCCGACAUCUGACUUUCGAGGCAACUCGAACGCAGCAAUAAAUUCAAGGUAACAUUCUAGGCAAUGUUACUAAUUAAUUUUUUCAAUAUAACAUAUUUCCUUUUGUUAGCCAAAUUGCGUUCAUGAACAAGGAUCUUAUUAGGUUACUAAGCUAUGUUUUUAUUGUAGCAUAGAGUAGAUGAAGUUGAAACAUACAGGCAUGGUUUCAAAAGUACAUAUUCUAAUAUUCCCAUUUUAACACACUGAAUUUAAAAUUCUCAGGUAUCUGUAUUGUAUGUUUUUAGUAGUCAUUUGUGUCUGCGCAGUAAUAGUUAAUGCCAUCAUCUGUGAAAGCCCUUCAUAAAAAAUGUGGCCUCCAUGCUCUUUACCUUUCUCCCAAAAUAUAAAUCCUCAUCCAUGAGUUGGAACUUACAUGUCGUCGAUAUAUGUAAAAGGUAAAAAUGUUAGAAAAAAAACUCAAAAGUCAGUUAUUAUUUUCCUUAUCUUUGCUGUGUAUCAUCUUUGUCAUCAUCUUUGGUGGCCACUUAAUUUCCAAUGCAAACUUUAAAGCUCCUGUGAGUAACUUUACUUUGUGUCAACUUUGGCGCCCCCUGUGAACUAAGCAGUCUUUACUUAUCCCGUCCUCUAGAUGUUUAGAUAGUGUCUCUGGUCAAGAAUCUCUUCUUAGUGACUUUUUUCAGUCAAAUGCAUCAUCUAUUGUGAAUAAUUUUGUGUAAAUUGUAAAAACAAAGUUGUUUUUACAGCUGCGGAUCAAUGUUAUCAGCUCACACCAGUUUUAGUUGUUAGAAAUUAUAAUGUGAAAGUAGUCAGUCUUGUUGCUGAUGGUUUUGUUUGCUAUUUUAUACCAUAAAAAGGCAUUUGUAUGAAUUUGAGUCUGUCUCAUUGGCAUCAAUAAAACUCUGCACUGUAGCUUUAAGGGUUAAAGAGAUUAAAGUAAAAUGUUACAGUUCUGAGCAGAAGGAUAAAUAUUGAGGACUUUUAUAGAUUCAGUCCAGAAACUUUCCAACAUUGCAGGGAGGAGAGCUCUUACACUCAUGGAAAUUUGGCACAGGACCAUGUUUCCGGUUGCCAGAUCUGUCUCCAAUGAAAACAUGUUAGAUCCCAUUGUGGGAGUUAUGUAAACAGAUGAAAAUCUUUUCCUUCGGGACUUGAACUUUUCUACCAACUUAGGUUCCCUAUUUCAAACAAAUACUCCUAAAUGUACAACCAUCCUUCAGGAUAAGAGCAAGACCCGAGGCACAUCACAAGAUAAAUCCUACUACUUUACAAUGCUGGAAAAGCCAAGUGUGCUGACAGAGCAAUAACCCCAUGAGACAGUCAACUCAAAAUAUUCCUGUUUUUUAUGAUGUAAGACCAGAGCACUGAGCUGAAGAUUAUAUCCAUCCUGUGUGUGUAAAGACCAAAAAUAGACUGCAUUUAAAACAUACAAGAGAACCAAAAACGUUCUCUUUCACAGUACAAGCUGUGUCACGUAGAAUGUAACGUGAGAGUCUUAAGUGAUGGAAGGAGGAUGCUUUUCAGCCAGUUUUCCAAAGCAUUAUAAGACAGCUGUAAACAACAAAAAAAGCCUUUACUUAAUGACUGCCCAGGAUCCUCUAAAGCAAAGUGUGUCUUUGGAAAGCUGUUGUGGAAGCUCACUUAGGACCUCUUUUAUAUGGCAUGCCCGGUCUUGUUUGGUGACGCACUGUCACUAGUAUGCACCAAAGAUAAAGGAGACACUCCAUUUUAAACUCUUAUUUUUUUCAUUAACAGCCUCCCGUGUGCUGUUUGUUGAAGAACUUUGAAUGUUAACACAUGCUGGAGUUGAAUUCAAACGAACCAGGGUCAGUGGAAACAGUGGAUACAGGCUGUUGAUCCAGAGCCGAGAUGCAGCCUUCCCCGUCUCACUGCCAUGCAAAUCCACUAUGCAAAGCCAUUUCUUAACCAAUAUGAGCCCACCUGGCUUUGUAGGGGAUUGUAUUUCACUUUGCAAGUAUACUCAGAAGACUCAGCAGCAGAGUUAAAGAAAUAGAAACACAAGAAAGUCAAGUAGAUGAACCUCCUGUUAACCUUAUUUAUUUAUAUUAAUGCUGUCAUGGGCGGCUCUUUGGUUUCAUAAAGGAGAGGGCCGCUAAAUAAGCCUCGGCUUUGUUUGACAGAUCGCUGUAUGUAAAAUUUAUCUGUCUGCCUUACUCAUAGUUUACUCAUCUUCCAAAUGUUUAUGCACUUCUAAACUCAUCAUUAGGGUUGAUGCAUGGACCCUGGACAGAUUAUAACAGGUGCAGCCACACUUGAACGAGAUUACAUCCUGGAACAACAAAACAAUGGGAAGCUCAGAUGAUAAAAUCUACAGACCAUCUUCAUUGUUUGCUUUAACCUGCUUAGAGUUAAUAUUAGCUCAGCGUUCCCCUCAGAGAUUUAUGACUCCAGUUUGACCUCCUUGUCUGUCAGCUCGCUUUAUAGUUUUUCCAUACAGACGUUACAACUUAGAAAUGAGACCCCCUUAGUUAAAAUGGAACUUUUUAUGAAAACAGCAGAGGAAACAAAAAUAAUUUAUGAUGUGAAAAAAGUCACUCACAGGGUUAAAGUCUCAGAUAAUCGCCACAUGUUUUUGUCGUUAAAAGCAAGAUGUCUCUGACGCAUCAGCCCACCUGCUGAGUUACUGUCAGCAUGUGUGAAAUGCGACACUGCUUUGCAUCUGCUGUGGAUUAAUUAUGACUAAAUGGUUUACAAAAUAGACCCUAAAUUAGAUUAACUUUUUUAUUGUUAUGCUAAUGCAAGUCAAGACUGUCACCAGGUUGGAUAAGUCAUUUAUAACACCAACAGAGCCUUUGUUUACACUUUUAUCCUCACCAGAUAAAGACAAGGAAACAUGAACAUUUUGUACCAAGAGAACAACAGUUUGUUGAUAAAAAUCAGUGAUGAAAUUAGUUGCAGAUGGAUUUAGGUCAAUGAUUAGUCAUCCUGUGUUUGUACAUCAUUCUCCUUUGUUAAAGUGCUCAGACUUUUGCAGCCUUAAAAUCUGUGCUGCAAGUGUGAAACAGUUACCAAAGAUGGGACAGGUUAUCAAAGCAUAGCGACAUGGCAGCAGGCAUGCAAAACCAUUACGUCAUAAAACUUCUAGAGAACAGGAGAAUUUUAACCGUCAAUGCUGCAGAGCAAAGAGCUGCCUGCAAGAUCUGUACACUGGAAUUGACUUAUUAUGAGAGCAUGUCGGUAAUGCACAAGUGUUUAAAGCAGCAAUUGUGACAUUCAACUUAACAGUUUAAAGUCUGAGUCAUGAUGUGAGUUUGCACUUUUAGUUCCCUUCUUUCAAGUCUUUAUCUUUUUCCUCUCCUUCUCUAUUCAUACCUUUAUAUACUAUGACGCUAGUGACUGUCUUUUUGAAGCCUUGAGCUUGACUUUUGGAUCGUUUUUAGAGCUAGAGAUGACCAUAUUGGGGCCAGAGGGCUGGAGGAGUGAAGGGUUGGCAAAUGCUGAGUUUUCAAAUGCCCGUGUCUCUAAGGGAGAUAGCUAUUGUGUGCACUCUUCUUUUUUUCGACCUCUAAAAGUGCUUUAUGCUACAGGUCGGCUUUCACCCAUUCACACAAACGUAAACACAUGAAUACCAGUGCCAUGCAAGAUCCUAGUUGCAGCCAUACUCUUCAUACAUAACUUUAUGCCUGAAAGUACAAUGAUGAUACCAGUACAGAUCAGUAGUGUUGUAUUGGGAUAUAGCUACUUAAUGAUUACGCUUCAGUGCAGAACCAGGGGGACUUACGCUCUGCUGACCAUAGAGUUCCACAUCCUCCUAAUUUCAAAGCUGAUGUUACUGCAUAUCAUGAAAGUGCAGAGUGUCUCACUCACCUGGUUCACUUGGGUUCUCUUUUCUACAUAGGUCAAGAUACCAAAAUCAGAUCUAGGUAGAGACUCAGCACAGCCAGUAGGAUGUUUAGUAUUGGAAUUUAGCUGAGUAAGCUAACUUUGUGGGAAACACCAAGAGUAACUGACCUUUUUAGAAGUUAUCUGUUGUCUGGAAGAGAUACAGUAAGGGCAGGGUCAGAGUGCAGGAAGACGCAGCUGAGUUCGUAGACACCAUCAAGUCCUUUUGAUGAAGACUUUAACAGAUACAGAUAAAGGGUUUGUUGGUGUUUUCUGCCCAUUUGUUUAAUUGAUUGUGAGGAUGUUAAAGGCAUUUCUUUAGAUAUGAUAAAACGUUGUUGUUUGAUAAAGUAGACUUGUCCCUUCUUUACACUUAUCAGCUCACUAAAACCAAAUAAAUGCUAAAGUCUCUGUUGCAUUCUGGAGUUUUAAAACUUUAACUUUUGUCCAAUCUAUAACUCCUAAUUUGGUUUGUUAGUGUUGUCUUUGCAGAUGAUUGGAUAAAAUAUCAAUAAAAAUGUAGUAUUUGUUUUUUUAGACAUUACAUAAGGAAACUUGCAUACUGUACCUUUAAUAAUUCUUCUCUUUGCCUUGUUUUAGGUGGGUGAAAUUCAAAAUGAGUGGUUACAAGAGCUGUACAAGGUAAGCCUGAUAAUGAACAGUGUUUUUUCCUCUUCUCAGUGUUUGUUUUUGCUCAGAAUAUCUUCCAAAUUUGGAUGAGAGUCUGCUGCAUUUUAGGCAAAUGAAAUAAACAUUGUUACACAGUCAGCAGCUCCAGCUUCCUGUAGAAAACACACACUGCUGAUAAGUGAAAACAUGUCACAGCAGAAAAUCAGUGACAGAAAAACUCCAGAUGACCGCCAUGGAUAGUUAAUGUUAUCCUUAUGCACAAUGUCAACCUGUCUCAACUCAAUAUUUACUCUGUAAUGUAUAAUUGGCUUUGACUAACACCCCUUUUUGCUUCUUUUCGAUAGACUAUCCAGAACUACAAGCCACAGUUCAUUGCCCUGCACUUCCAGGAAGUGGGAGGGAAGGAUUACAUGGCCAACAUGGGCUAUGCUGAAAACUUCUUUUGGUAAACUGACAACAAGUUUUCCCAUAAUUCCCUGUAUUUUUCUGUGAGUCCAUCAUUAUGUUUUGGGUUUUGAAAACAGUAAACCGCCCAUCACAGUUUGUUCAAGGCCAAGCUGAUGCAUGAAGAUCACAUACAUGUUCCCCAAAAGGUCCAUAAACCAAAAACAUUUACAUUUAAGAGGCGAGCAGAAGAAAGAAGUGUCCGAUCAAUUAAGCGACUAAUCUCUUUAGCUCCACGUCAAAGGGGUUGACCUUUUUAUUCUCUUGCCUGACUAGAGCCCUCAUGUUGUCUGUUGUUUGCAGGAGCAUUGAGUCCAGUGAGGAAAUGAAAGGUUAUGACAGAGUCUGCAUCUACGUGGACAACCACUUCCAAGCAGAAGACAGCUUUACGGUAAGGAAACACCAUGAGACGGCUCAAUCGGAGUAAUUCACAUGAGCUUCCACUAGAUGGAGCCCUCCUCCAUGUUAGUGAGAAGCGUCAGCAGGAUGUGCAGCUUGUAUUCUGCUGAUGAGUCAAACCAGAGCUACAAAGUCUGACAGUGUUGUAACAGAAAACAGCAAAUACCUGCAAUUUAAGCUUAAGUUGGUUAUGUGAAGAAAUCCUGUUUCCUCACAUCUCUUGCAGAAGUCAUGACUCUGCAGAUGUAGUCCUUCUUGACAAUGUUGGUGAGCUGCAGUAUGUGGACCCUGUUGGUUCCUUUCAUACAUCAAAUAGGCUUAUCCUACACCUCCUAUUUAGAGUUUUUUUAGAAACUGAAUUGUAUUAGUCUUAUGGUAAAGAAGACAGCGAUGCUUGAGUGUAGCAUGAGUUAAAAAACAGACGUUAGUGUUUGGUUUAGCUGAACUAAUAUAAGUUAUUACAUCCUCUAAGCAGCACCAUGAUUACAAGCCAGUUAAGUGAAUUACUAUUACUUUUUACCACCAGACCACAGCUCAGGGCUGCUGCUGCAGUUAUGGUACUGUGAUACUCAACCAUCAGGAUGUAAACUGACUCAGAUGACAGAUGACAUCGUGCAGCGUGGUGUGGUUUGGCAGCAUUUUAAUGUAUUGAAUGUUAACAAAGUUAUAUGUUAGCUGUGUUUGAUAUAACCAUAAACAAGAGCAAAGUGUGACCAGCACAGACCUGUAGAGAGCACCACGUAAACCAGUUUUACAUCGUUUACUCACAGAAUCUGUUAUGUGUGGCUGUGAAACAUAAAUUAUCCUCAUUUUGGCUGUUUCAUGAGUGUUUUCUUAUCUGUAGACUAGUCAGUCAACUGAAAUUUAUAAUUAAGAUAUAUGGUCUUGCCCUGUCCUAUCUCUCUGAGCUUCUUUACCCAUAUACACCCACCUGCAAGCUCAGGGAGGACCGUGCAUUUGCUGUUGCAGCCCCAAAACUAUGAAACGAUCGCCCUCAAAACAUUAAACUGGCCUCUUCUCUACCGGAGUUUAAAUCUCUUCUUAAAACCUCUUCUCCUUGGCCUCUGUUACCUAGUAAGACGUUGGCUUGAUUUGAUUUGAUUAGAAAUUUAUCUUAUUUUAUUGUUUCUUUUAUUGCAUGGCUAUUAUUUUACCUAUGUUGAAUGCCUUUUAGAUUAUUUUAUCGUGUUAUGUGAGAUAAUGUUGACUUUUAUUUAUGACCCCAUACAACACUUUGGUCCUCUGUGGAUGUUUUAAAGUGCACAAACAUAUGUGUAUAUAUAUAUAUAUAUGUAUAACAGCACAGCGUAACUCAACUUUAUCUAUAUACCUUUCAUAAAUGAGUAUGCAGUCCAGAGAGCUUCACAAAAUAAAAAACAGGCAGCAAAUGAAAGCAGUAGCCAGAAUUAUAAAAGACUAAAAGUGGAAUUAACACAAUUGAUAAGAAAUGUAAGGGUGGGAAAAAAACUCAAAAUCAAUGAAAACUGAAAAGAUAAUACGAAUACAAGCAUGAAUUAAUGAGUGAAUGAAAAAAACUGUCUUAACAUCUGAAGUCAUCGUUCUACAUACCUGUUUGUUAUCUUGUUUGUUACAUAUGUGUGCAGUUGUUGUUUUUUUUUCCGCUUGGUUUAUACAUAUCACAUUUCACAGAAUCAUCUUUGACAUGUUUGGAAAACAACAACCCAACAGGAUGUUUGUAUCGUUGAUCUCUUAGAUAUAGCAUGAAACAAUGUGCUGCUAGUUUCACAGCGUGGACACAGACUGAGGGCAUGUCCUUAAAGACAAGUCAGUUAUGUCUCUGCCUACAUAUCUUAUCACCAUCCAUCUCUAAACCCACAGCCUGUCCGAAAGCAUGAACUUAUGCUUUUCAGUACCUGGCGACAUCCUGCUCAGGUCACGGACUUCAUUCCUGCUCAAGAGAUGUUUUUAAAUUCCUUUUUUCCAAGGCCGUAAAACAACGGCACAAACAAGUUUUCCUGUUUUCUUUUUCCUUGGAAGUGAAAGUUUUUCCGAGAUUCAGCAUCGGAGAUAAGUAAAACCUUCUCCACCUGAGAAAAAGUGUCAGUAUUUCUCAAACUAUUAACCCUUACUCCUCCCAUGUGAAACCCUCACACUGUGCGUCUGACAGAAGGGGUCAGCGGCUGCGUCUCUGGACCAAAGGUGUGUGAAGUAAAACGGGGAAAAGUCAAUGGCCAGGUGUUGGGGAGACAGGCCAAAGUCAAUACAUUUAACUCCAGAUUAAAACUAUUGAUCCCAGCCCAUUUGUGCACGAUAAAUAAAGUGUGAGGGGGGAGUAAAAGACAGCUGGGACUAAGUUUCCCCUGCGCUCCGGUGUUCGCACCCUCCACUGUUUGCCCUGAGAGCCCCCUCCCACUCCCACCCCUCCUAAUGCCUCAUUCUCAUUUCGUCUGUGCCACCUGCAUUGAUUUUCAAUUUGUUUCCCCUUGGCUGUGGAUCAUCAGUUAUGUGGCCAAGAGAGAGUUUGGGGGGUUCUCCUUUCAGAGGGGCUGCAGCAGCAGAGGGGGCAGACUUGCAUGCAUUCCCAGUACAAAUGGUGUUUUGAUAAAAAAUCACUUGUAAGUCAAUAUUUUUUUAUUAAACUGUGCACAAACCUGAUUGAUGAAGAUAGGUGUUUGGCAGAGUAUGUGGAGGAGAAUGUGUGUGUUUGUACUUGCCACGCUGUUCAAACAUGAAGUGUUACAGAUCCAACAUACCUUGGUUCGAAUCGAGAUAAGCUUUCAGGAGCUUUUUGUGAAAACAUGUGAUCAUUUUGAUCUAAUUGUUCAUUUAAAAUACAAUAAAACUUUUUUUUAAAGUUUUUUUUCUUGCCAAUCUUCUUCACUCUGCUUGAAUCUUUAUCUUUUAGCUAAUAACUUUCAUCAGCCUCGUUUAAAAAACUCCUGAUAUGUACUUUAGACAAGUUAUUUGCUAAUUCUAACUCACUGUGCCACCAAGACCCUUCAAUUUUAUUAAAUGAGGAUGACUUUGGCACUAAAGAUAAAUGAUCUCUUCAGGGAGAGAUCUCUCAUUCUGCGGCUGUGUGUGUGUGUGUGUGUGUUUGUAUUUGAGGGGGUUGCACGGCGGUCCGUCACGCCCCGAACCCUCUGAGCGCCGGCUGAUUUUUCUUCGGCCCCCAGUCACAGCAGCAGCGUUGGCAGACAGCAGGCCUACUGCUUAAUACCUUUUAAAUUGUUUUAAUUUUCUGUCUUUAUUGAUCUCUCGGGGCAUGAUUAAUCAGAUCAGUGGAGCAGGCAGUUAGUACAUUAAAAAUUGUCAGCGGCGUGUCAGGGAUGAUUGGGUGCUGAAGUGUGAGCAUGAGGGGUAAUGUCUGAAUGUGCUGGGCGGUCGAGUGUUCACUGUGAGCGUCUCUAUUCUUUAAAGUUUCAUGUGUCUUUGGGAGAGUAAGAAUAUACAGUGUGUCAGACUCGAUCAUUCAAUACAAAGCCCACAAAUCAGCGCACAUAAUGGUGAAAUGAACGCUUUAAUUCAUCACGUCAGCGGUGGAGUUCAGAUGAUUUCUGCUGUUUUUGGCGUCAUAUAUAGAUGUUUAGUUUUUAUCGUGGAUGGCUGCUGGAAAAUGGCUCUGAAUGGGUCACGUAGAGCUCAGUAGUUCCCUUUAAAAGUCUUAAAAACUGAAGUUUUAUCCAGUUUGAUGUGAAGAUGUGUGGCUCAUUUUGGCAUUCUUAGUUCAGUCUCUAUAGGAAAAAUGAUAUCAAUAACAAAAAGUGAAAUAAUCAAUGGAUAUAAGGCCUCUUUAAGUCGAAUUCAAAACCACAAUUUAUCAUCUUAUUCUUCUCUGUUUUUUGGUUUAUCCCUACAACAAUUACUUAAUUUCUACUUAUAUUCUGAUUGUAAGUAAUCAUUUAUGGUUUGGAUGGUGCUAGAUGAUUAAUUUUAUAAUAUUUAUCAUACCCCUGCUGUAAUUUUUGACCAUUUUUGCAUCGCUGUACCUUAUAAGCGUUUUCUUAUGCUCCUUUUCGAAAAUUAAAAUUUGCAAAAACAGUAAGGGUAUAUUCUUAGCAAUAAUGAGUUCCGAUGCUCACCAUAGCGAUGAACUGAUUGAUUUCAUAAUAAUCUUCUUUUUACUCUCUUAUUGUUUUUACGCUGUUUGCUGGUACGUUCAUCGGUUAAUGUCAGUCCAUUUCUCUUUCUUCACAGGCGUUGGGGAGCAUGUACUUCAUCCACAAGUCACUGGAAAACAUCCACCAGUAUGAUUUUAAUGGUAAGUUUCACCUUCAACAUAAACCCCACCCCUUACAUCUCGAACUAUUUUGUUAAUGGCUCAUAAAAAAGCUUCUAACAUCAGUGCAGCGACUUCAGACUUGCAUGUGAUUGACAUUUAAUCAUCAGACAUGUGAGGACAUCUCUCUGUGUUAUUGCACUUUGAUGGCCGGUUAUUCCAACCAUGUAUUUGCAAAGCACCUGAAUUUAAAGUGGAGCUCUUAUUUCGCUGCUGCAUAGUCCAGUCACGUUAGGCAUGAAAAAGCUCCUCAGAAAAGCUUAUGGAAGAACCAUAAACAUCCCGCAGCUGCCACCGGCUGUGCAGCCCAAACCGAUUGUUGUUUGCCAAACACAAUCUAAUGGCUCGCUUAUAGAUCCUCUCAUCACGUAUGCCGCUCUGAUGAGGUUAACACCAGUUUAUUGAUUGCUGUUUGCAUGUUUUCUCACUCUUUUACAUGUCACCCCUCUCUCUCUCAUUCCUCCUACUCUCACAGAUAAAGAUUUCAAAGCAGUGUCAGGGCACAACAAACACGUGGGCUCUCUCGACGGUGUCACCACAGUGGAAAAAGAAAAAUUCCCCAAGAAUUUCUGGCCUGAUGUGAGUAUGUAUGCAAGAGUGCAUCUGUGUAUACCUGCGUUUUUAGAUUUGUGUGUGUGUGUGUGCAGGUGUAAGGAGGGGGGAUGUGAGGGCCAAAGGGAGAUGUUGGGACAAAUGAGUCUACUGGGGCUUCGGUGGGCUGUCUGCCUGCUGUGACAGGGAGAUGAGACAAAUUAUGUGCGAGAAUCAAUAAUUAUCAGUAUGUCCCUUCAAAGACACGGCUCACUGCUGUUUAGUGACCCACUCUCAUCUGUCUCUGUUACAGUUCAAGUGGUCCAGGAAGGGCUUCAUGAGGACCCGCUGGAUCAUACACAACCAGUACGUAGCCGCACCCUGAAAAACUUCAGGCUGAGACUCACUUCUACUUGUUUUGUGUAAAAAAACUGCAGCGACUACUCCCACUUUUAGACCAAAAGUAGUGGUCUUGUGAUCUCCUGCAAUGUUUUUUCUCUUUGACCUGCUUUGUCUGUUUAUCUACUAUAAAACAAUAGACUGCUCCACCCCCUGUUUCCACUUCAGGGGCCGGGUUGGGUAUUGUUAGAAGGGAAACAACAAAAAAAAGCUGAUAAAAUACUUCACAACUUUACUUUUUGACCCUUUAUUCUUCCGUGCUGCUGCUGCUCUUUUGGUGAAGAGGCCCUUGAGAAAUGGCUGCGAAUUUCCUGCUCAAAUCAAAACAGCGAUUAGUAAAGAGCUAAUGAACAGCCUGGAGGACUUUAAAUAAAGGUACAGUGGGUAGAAAUGGGAAGUCAGAUAGAAAUUAGGUCAUAACUUCACUGCCCCCUCCCAAAAUCCUUUAAUAAUAAUGAUAAAUAACAAUAUACUAGGGCCCGACCGAUAUGGAUAUUUUAGGGCCGAUGCCGAAAAAACUCUGAUUACAGAUUAAUCAGCCGAUUUUAAACAUUUUUUAUGAAGUUUUAAAAUUUUGUUAAUUUAAGUAAUUAACAAAAAAAUCAACAUAUUUACUUUUUUUUUUUUUUUUUUUUUUUUUUACAAAUGGCUGCUUUUGAGCCUUCCAAACACUUCUCAGUAACAUUGACAUUAACCUCAGUAAUAUUUUACGUAUUCAUCAUGAAUCAAACUCGGACCAGAAAAGCGUUUUCAACUCUCCUCCGUGCGUCCCUGAGCUGCCUGCUUCAGAUCCGUCACUCUGCUGUGCUGUGAGGUAGUUAGUGGUUGGGGAUCGUCAUGAGGUCGCUGCACCAUCUACUGGAUUAGUCGGCGGAACAUUUUUGAAGUGAAACCGAAUCUUAUUCUUCGCAUUUUAUUUCUGAAAAUAUCAGCAACAAUUGGCGAGUUUUUGGCCGAUUACCGAUUAGUCUCAAACGUGCUAAAAUUGGCCAAUUUAAUCGGCUUGCACAUUUACCAAAAGGAUAUUUAACAAAAUAAAAGUCUUACCAGGGAAAAUCCCACAGUGAUGCAGCCAUUUUUAUUCAGCGCUUGCCAGUGUGAACCUGUGUUUGUUUUACUGUACGUUUGCCAGAACAUUCCUCUGGGAGUCAGCAUGUUUGGUUUAUUGGAUAACAUAAUUAAUUUUGCAGAGAUGGCCUAAAAAAACGAGUGAACUCAGAGUACAAAUGUGUUUGUUUUUCGACUCAGAAUCAAAACAUGUUUAUUGAAGAGAGAAGAUACAUCCUUAGACGUGACACACAUUUCCAUUCACCCUCACCGGUCUGGAUUUUUUGAUUUUUACUUUAUUUAACUUUCAUUUAACCAGGUAAAAUCUCAUUGAGAUCAUUAUUCAUUUACAAGGGUGACCCGGCCAAGAGGUCAGCAGCACACAUCAUAAUAAAUGCAAUAGAUAUGAGAGAACCAACAACGAAUUCACAGUUAAAGUGCAACAAACAUUUUGAGACAAUUACAGUUUAAAAACACGGGCAUUGUUCGUAGGAUUUUCUCUGCUCAGCGAAUAAAAUGGAGCAAAAGUCUUCAAAUGAAACCAGUUCUGACAUUUUCAGCCCUGUGUGUUGUGUUCCAGGCUGCAGGGGCAGCAUAACAAAAAGCCUGUUUCACCAGUUCAGUUCAGACUCUGGGCACAUUUAGAUGAUAAGUUGCACAGGAUCAUAACGGAUAGGCACUUCUUGAUUUCCAAAGAAGAGAACAGAGGUAGGAUGGGACCAAUCCAAAGAGAGACUUAUAAAUCAACAUCAUCCAAUGGGUGGCCCUCCUGGAGCUCAAGGAGGGCCACUCAACUUUGGCAUACAGCUGUGGUGCUGUCAGUUUGGUUCCUCUGUCACCUGCAGAGUUUCAUCAUAUCUGGUCUGCUUGUGCCCUUCACAGAGGUCUGGACCUGGUCAAUGUCCACCUGUUCCACGAUGCCUCCAACCUCAUUGCCUGCAACUCCAGUCCAUCAAUUUACUCAGCCAACCGCAAAAAUGCUCUCAGAUAUGUCAUCAACAGGUCAGAUUUCAAAAUACUCUUAACUGUGAAAAGCAUGACUUUAUAGGGGUUAAUAGAUUCCUCUAAAUGUAUAUUAAAUUAAUCAAUAUUUGUCCACAGAAAGGCCUGAGCACCCCUGUUCUUACCAAAAGGAUCUUUAUUUUCUCUCUAGGAUAUCAGACAGCCGAUUCACUCCUCUGCCUUUCUUCGUGUUUGGAGAUUUCAACUUUCGCCUGGACGCCCUGAGUCUGGUACAGGUAUGACACUACUUUAAUUCCUCCUAAAACUACAUGACUCUUCUCUGCAUGUGUGUAAAUUAACUAAGUGUUUCUUCUUGCAGCAUCUGUCUAUUUCAGCAGAUGUUCAGACGGUAAAGAAAGACAGCAGUAAUGAAGUGGAGAAGAUCAUCUGUGAAGAAAAAGACAACGACCAUCAGGUGAUGAAAACUGGGUCAGUAAAGACAACAGCUUACGUGGAGAUGUUUUUGCUUAACUUGCCUGCAAUUCACCCGCAGGUGCUGCUCCACAUCGAAGAGAAGCUGUUUGCCUACCUGCAUCAGGCUGUUUUCAGGGAGGACAACGGCAGAGCGGUAAGAAAACAGUUUUGAUAUGAUAUCAACACGAUCGCGUUGGCAGAAUUUUCUGUUGCUGGUGCAGCUGUUUAUUUACAAUCUAACAUGCCAUGCUUGAUUUUAGGUUAGAUCCCGUCACUAGAUCUGACCUAAAAUCUAGGUGGUUGCGAAAGAUGCAAAAAUAACCUUCUACGAAUCCCCACAGUUAGAGAAUUUAUUAUCAGUGCCCUAGUUUCACUGGCUCAUUUUUAAAAUGAUGAGACUUCCUGUGUAUGAGUCAUGAUCUUUUCCCCUCAGCUCUUGAAGUACGAUAAAGAAGUUGGAGCCUUUCAUGAUGUAGUUGGAGAAGAGGAAAUCAGCUUUCCACCGAGGUGAGAGGAGUAACAGAGCUGCUUAUCCCAAACACACUUUGAACUUUGAACAUGAAACUCUGUGGAUUUUUUUCUAAAACACACUCUCUGUUUCUUAGUUACCCCUACAGUGAAGAAAACACUAAACCAACUCAGUACAUGAACACCCGCUGUCCCGCCUGGUGUGACCGUAUCCUCAUGUCGCACGCUGCCCAAGAAUUCAUCCACAGGGUCAGUCAGUGCUCAGUAGACUUUUGAUGACUUUUUAUGAUGCACAAAAUGAACAAGACCGUCAGCAACAAGACUGAUGGUUUUAUGGGGGGGUAACUGUCAGCUGAGAAAACUGCUCAUACAGUUUUCUCUUAAAAUUUUGACAAUAAAUGACACAAACUAACAUCAAGAAUCAGCAGAAUAUGAUUUUUGGUCAGUUGUUUAGAUGCAUAAAAAAUCUCUUUGUAUUUGUGUCUGUUUGAGACACGUGAGGAACAUUUUAAAGGGUAACAUUUGAGCACCUCAGAGAUCUGACUGGAGAAUAAAAACACUUAAAAGUGCUUAAAAUCAAUUCUAACUGAGAGAGAGAGCCAGGGCAGAGUAAGGUGAUCAGUUUAUGGGUUAAAACUCUGACAGUGGAGUCUGAAUGAGCUGGAGUUUUCUGAGAAGUCUUAAAGGGAUGUGGUAAAAGCAUGACUUAUAAUUUCAUUAUCUUUCUGGGGUCAGACUUUCGCAGUGAAACGGAGGUGAUAAAAUGAAGUAUGACCUCGUUAAAAUGGCGUAUAGAUUUAAAUCUUAAGUCACUUCGAGGUUGCUCCUCUUGCUGCUUUGGGACCUAUGAAAAGGUUUUCUGUUUUAUCUUCAUUCUGAUUUAAAAAGUUCUUGCUCAUCUGUGGGGUAAGGGUUUUUAGAGCAUGUGUAGUGAUGCAGAAAUGUUCAGCUGAGUGUCAUCUGCAUAGAAAUGAAAGAAAACAUCUUUAUUGUUCUUGAAAUGAUAAAAAAAAGUAUUCGUCCAGGUUUUAAAAGAUUGUAAGCAAAUUUAAAAACCUUUGUUUUAACACUUUGAUUGUGAAUUUUAAUGGUUUAGUGGCUCUGUAAUACUUCAAACACAGUGAAGUGGGAUAAUACAUUUGAAAGAAGUCAACUCAAACGCCACAUUUACUCUGUUACAUGUCCAGCUAACAACAUUAACUUUCCUCCCCAGAGAGAUGAUGAUGAGAAGACGGUUAUUUACAACACAGUGGGUCCCAACAUCUGUAUGGGAGACCACAAGGUAACAGCUCAGAUUUCAUAUCUAUUGUUCAGGCGAACAAACCGGGGAUGUGGAGUGAACUCUGUUGUUCUCUUCUUUUCUUGCAGCCGGUUUUCUUGUUCUUCUCCCUGAAGACAAACGAACACUGACAGGGAUCUUUCUCAGAGGUGAGUGCAUGUGUCAGAGAGUGAGCUUCUAUAGUGUAUAAGAUGCAGAGUUGUCUAUGUGUCUCUAUAGUGGUUCCAGAGGGAGGGAUUCAGUGUGCUGGAGCGAUCACAGCAAUCUUACACAGCUCCCCUGGGAGCCAUAACCGCGGCUGGACCAUUGGAGUCGGGAUAUGAACUAAGAUGAAGUGCCUGCGGGACACAAGCACUCCUUUGUGUCCAGUGUAGUUGGACCACAGGCGAUCAGCACCUUUCACUGAUCUAUGUCUAUUGAAUCCUCUCCACUGUCACUGUGGAUACACACUAAGUGCACCUCAGGCCUGCUCUUCAUUAAUUACCAUCUGGAUGGCCGUCCAGAGAAACAUGCAUUUUACUAGACAGAAUAUUGGCAUUUUUAUGGCCAUGAUUUUGUUUUGCUGCUUUUUAAAUUUAUUUUUUUUAAGGAUGAAUUGUUUUUUCAUGAGGGUCUUUCUUUGGAGGGUUGCAGAAUGAUGAGAGGAACACAAUGAAAAGACUAAAAAGAUGCUGCAGACAGCUUACUCGGUGUUACAUGUAUGACAUUCAUAAUUCGUGAUUGUAAAACGGUGGUUGGUGUGUGUUUUAAAUGCAGCACCCAGGUUAAUGAUAAUUUUGUGUUUCUAUUUGUGUGUCUGCAACAGGUUAUCAGCAUGAUGAUCACCCACCUAUCAGCUGGUUAUGGGCCUGAACAUGGAAGAACCCCCACCUCACAUCGCAGGUGUCUCACAUUUGAUCUCCCAGCCAUAUUGAUGACAUGUGCACAGAUUUAUUAGAGGAUUUCAUGGAUGGAGGACGGUCUCCUACUUCCCUUUUUGUAACAGGAAUAAAUGCCGAUGUCUGGACUGCAGCUCUGUUUGAACAGUUUCAGUCGAGUCAUUUAUAUGCUGUUAUGUUACAAUUAAUUUCUAUUACCCCUUAAACUUUCUUAAACCUCUCAAGUCUGCAGAUAGAAACUAAACUAGAUAGCUUGAAUCCAGUAUUGCGACAUUGUGGCGUUGAUAACUCUUAUUUAAACAUUACGAGGAAAAUCAGUGUUAAUUUGAGAGUCUAUGUAAAAUUACGAGCAUUCGAUUGUGUUUAAUAUGUAGCAUCCUCCUCACUGCGUAUCUCACUGCCUCGCGUAUCUUAAUCACAUUUAAUUCAGAGCACAUUUUGAUAGAUCGAUAUCAGGAUUCUUAUAAGAAAAUGAUAGAGAAAUGACACUAGACGUUUUAUAAAAUAUCGUAACGCAAUGACACAAAGACAACAGCAGUUGAUUCUGAUGAGGGAAGAGCUGAGUUAAUUUGCAUAAUCUAGCAGCGGUGUUUCACUCUGUUUAAUUAAGUAGCAGUCUUUUGUUUAUUUUCUCAUGUAACAUCUGUCCGUUAAUACAAAGUGCUUUAUUCAAGAGGUUGAAACCAAGCAGUUUUUCUAUGUUUUGAUUGUAUCUAUCGUCACUCAGAGACAGUUGUCUGCACUGUUUAUCUCGUUUUUUGCAGAAUUCUCUCCAUUCCUCUCCUGGUUGGCAUCGACCUUAUUUCAUUGCCAAAAUAAUAACAAUGUUGGCUGCAUGUGUUUACUUCUACCUUAUCAUGUAAGAGUGCAAAUGUGUUUGUUGGUACACAGGGCACUGUUUGAGUUUGGAUGUCUUCGGUUUUCUCUUGUUUGUUUUGUUUGAUAAAUAGUCUCAUAAUGUAGCACCAGUAAUAUAUUUUUGAUCAUGUAUUAUUGUUAGGAUUUGUUGGCCAACUGACACCAUUUACAUCAUGUUAUACGAUUGUUUUUUUCGAAUUGUCCACCCUGGAGGACUGCAGCUAGUGGCAGCUGGUGUGUGUUUUGAUGAGCGUGUUUCUUCGUUGUUAACACUCCUUGUAUCUUACCGAUUUCGGGGAACACAGUUCGCAGGAUUUUUGGACCGUCAGCCAUGUUUUAAAGUGGAAUCCAACACUCGUCAUAACAAGGUUAAGUUAUAGGUCAUGUCUGAUCAGUGUGAGAACAGUUCUUAGGUUUUAGGAUUCGAGCUGGUUACUGCUGACUGGUCAUGAGUGUGGAGUUUAUUAAAAGGCCAGUAUUACAUAUAGACUAACUUUGUCAAACACUACUUUAUUGUGAUAUUUCUCUUUUGUAAAUAAAUGUUACCCUCAUGAGUA